AGGGAAUUCUCUUUUUCUCUUUUUAUUAUGAUUUGUUCUUUUAUUCUUCUGGACAGCCCUAGUCCAGUCCCUCCCCUGGCCAGCUGCUGACUGAACUGUUCUGCCUGUCUGUUGCAUUUAAUACCCUCCUGCAAAGUCUUCAUCGUCUCAUUUCUUGGGAUCUGAGCAGAGACAGGCAACAUGGACCACAGGCUCCUCCUGGCACCUCAAGCAUUGUCGGGAUGCUGCGAUUGCUGCUGAUUCUUUUGAGCCUCAGACUUCCCAGUCAAUGUGUGUCUGAGGGAGCAGGAGGUGCUGACAUGCCCCCAGCAGUGGAAGAUAGGGGCUGAUUCUAUAGACUUGAGUGGGGGAGUAUCCUGGCAGACAAUGGACAGAUUGCACCCCUCUAUGAGGAAGCGUCUGUACAGUCUCCCUCAGCACAUCGGAUCAAAAGCAUCUAUAAUGGAUGGAGAAGAAGGUGAAGAGAGGGACACCUGGAGAAAGAGCAUUAAGCUCAAGCCAUUGCCCUCACCUUCUUCACUUAAAAUUCUUGACCCGCGAACUGGAGCAAAGGAAGCCCAUCUAGUUAUGGAAACUGAAGUAAGCAAAUCCCAAAGAACCAGUAGCAAUGGAGACUGCAGGAGAUUUACAGGUAGUCUCUCCUCCAUUGCUAGCUGUGGAAGGCACCUUCAUGAUUCAGACCCCAGCGAAGGACGAAGGCUUAUAUCAGAGGGGGACCUAAGCCCUACUGAUGAGAAGUCCCCUACAAUGGAUGCACAGGGAGAAUCAGGUGUAGGCCAUUCCCAAGCUACCCAACCUGUUUCCCAACCUCCGGGCAUUGACCAGCAGAGCAGUGCUGUAAAGGUGGAAGGAAGAGAACAGACUUUAUCUGGUGGAGAUGAGGAGCAGAGUAGUUUCAUGCACAGACAGUUUGGGGCACUUCUACAACCUGGGGUGAACAAAUUUUCAUUACGGAUGUUUGGUAGUCAGAAGGCAGUGGAAAGAGAGCAAGAUCGGGUGAAAUCUGCAGGAUUUUGGAUUAUUCAUCCAUAUAGCGACUUCAGGUUUUACUGGGACCUCACGAUGUUACUGCUGAUGGUGGGAAAUCUUAUUAUUAUUCCAGUGGGCAUCACUUUCUUUAAGGAGGAGAACACCCCGGCUUGGAUUGUCUUCAAUGUUGUGUCUGACACCUUUUUCCUUGUGGAUUUGGUGCUGAACUUUCGCACUGGGAUUGUAGUUGAAGACAAUACAGAAAUUAUCCUGGAGCCUCAACGUAUCAAGAUUCGCUAUCUAAAGAGCUGGUUCCUCGUAGACUUUGUAUCCUCUAUACCUGUGGACUACAUUUUUCUUAUUGUAGAAACACGUAUUGACUCAGAAGUUUAUAAGACCGCAAGGGCCUUAAGAAUUGUCCGCUUCACUAAAGUACUCAGUUUGCUGCGACUCCUGAGACUUUCCAGGCUCAUCCGCUAUAUUCACCAGUGGGAGGAGAUUUUUCACAUGACAUAUGACCUGGCAAGUGCUGUGGUACGCAUUGUAAAUCUCAUUGGAAUGAUGUUACUGCUGUGUCAUUGGGACGGCUGCCUGCAGUUUUUGGUGCCCAUGUUGCAAGAUUUUCCUGAUAAAUGCUGGGUAUCAUUGAACCGUAUGCAGAAUGCCUCUUGGGGAAAGCAAUAUUCAUAUGCCCUUUUCAAAGCCAUGAGCCACAUGCUGUGCAUCGGGUAUGGACAGCAGGCACCAGUGAGCAUGUCGGAUGUCUGGCUUACCAUGCUCAGCAUGAUUGUAGGUGCCACUUGCUAUGCCAUGUUCAUCGGCCACGCUACUGCACUCAUCCAAUCGCUAGAUUCAUCACGGCGCCAAUAUCAAGAAAAGUACAAGCAGGUGGAACAGUAUAUGUCCUUUCACAAGCUCCCGGCUGAUAUGCGUCAACGGAUUCAUGAUUAUUAUGAACAUCGCUACCAAGGAAAGAUGUUUGAUGAAGAGAGUAUUCUUGGGGAGUUGAGUGAGCCUCUGAGGGAGGAGAUCAUCAAUUUCAACUGCCGCAAGCUGGUAGCCUCUAUGCCGCUUUUUGCCAAUGCUGACCCCAACUUUGUGACAUCAAUGCUUACAAAGCUACGAUUUGAAGUCUUUCAACCUGGUGAUUAUCUCAUCAGAGAAGGAACAGUUGGAAAGAAGAUGUUCUUCAUACAGCAUGGUGUUGUCAGUAUCUUGAGCAAGGGCAGCAAAGAAACCAAACUCGCUGAUGGAUCCUACUUUGGAGAAAUAUGCCUGCUGACACGAGGUCGACGAACUGCGAGCGUGAGAGCUGACACGUACUGUCGACUGUACUCAUUAAGUGUAGACCAUUUCAAUGAGGUUCUGGAAGAGUACCCAAUGAUGAGGCGGGCAUUCGAGAGUGUGGCACUAGACCGCUUGGAUCGGAUUGGUAAAAAGAACUCUCUGCUCCUACACAAGGUACAGCACGACCUCCGUACUGGGGUGCUAAACUUCCAGGAAAAUGAGAUAAUACAGCAGAUUGUUCAACAUGAUCGUGAGAUGGCCCAGGGACCCCGAUGCACACAUCCUGAGGAAGAUUCUGUACCGACUCCUCCAACUCCUGUAAUAUGGACACCACUGAUCCAGGCACCUUUACAGGCGGCAGCUGCCACAACAUCAGUUGCUAUCCCCUUAACUCACCAUCGACUGCCAGCCAACAUUUUCCGUCCUCCACAUUCAGCAUUAGGUAUAACAGCACGUGGGUUCCAACAGCUGCAGAGACAGCCUUUUGCCUCAAACUUAGUAGGAGCAGAGGCGCCGUUAUUGCAGCAGUCGUCUUUUCAUGUACACCAGCUGGCACGGUUUUCUGCAGCAGCCUGUGUGAGUCCCAGGCUACCAUCUACUGUGCCCUGUUUUGACAAGGUUGCUACUCAACAACUGCCCCCAACCCGCUCUACUCCAGCUGCUUUUGUGACAUCACAAUGGUGUCCAAAAGCAACACUAUCAUCUAGUCAACCUAGACUAUCACAAUCUGACCAGCAACUCCCACCUCCCUCUUCCGGACAAUAUCAAGGCCUAAACACCCAUUCACCGGGGCAGCCUUCAUCUGGAGUUUCAGAGCCACUAUGGGUGUUACCACCUCCAUUACAGAGAUCAGACUCUCCUGGAAGUUCACCCUUGGCGCUGAGUCCAGGCCCAGUUCGAACCACUCAGGUGUGUGGUUCUUCGCGAUCUCUCCUCCUUCCUCAUACAUCUCGUAUUUCCUCCAACCCCAGCAGCUGCACUGCUCUACCCCUUAGCCGACUUAGGCAAGAUGGUCGGCCCAUUUCAGUGUCUCAGCCUUCCUUGCCUCAGCCUGCACCAAGCUCACCCCACUUUCCUCAGCAGUUUACCCCAGACUUUACCUUACUUCCCAGAGGAGGAAGCCCAGAUUUGACAGGCCAAACCACUCCGUCACAGAAAGAGUUUGUAUUUGGAACAACUGGUGCUGGUGGAGAGGACCUGCCAUACUACUCAAAACUCCCUUGUAACUUAUGACCUUGUUCAUUGCUAAAGAUCUGCAUAAGGACAUGCAUCCAUUGAGACAUUUUUCAGAAUACUUGCGGAGGUUACAUAGUUUAAAAAAUUAAAAAGGUAAAGGAUGUAUCUAUUCUGCCAUUAGUUUAUAUGACAAAGGCCAAUAAGCUAGGUGGAGUUUGGACGCCACCGUUUAACAUGUAUGGUGAAAUAAAUGCACAUGGAUAGACAGGGCCGUCUUAACAGCAGUGUAGGCCCCUGGGCAAAGCAGUGCACUGAGGACCCUACAGAUCCUCCAGCGGUAUGGGUAAGGGGUGCUAUCAGUGGCAGCUUUGAUAUCCCGUUGGCAGUAGGGGGUGUUCUAUCCUCCACUCAGCAUGUAGGACCUGGAGCAGUAAUUUCUGCUAAUUAUUCCUUUACUACACAGAUGGUGGGAGAUGGAGUUGGAGGGAGAACACUAAACUGUAGAAGAGGCAUUGGGAUGAAUGAAGGGGCCCCGGUACAUGACUUCCAGGGUGGUAAUACGCAGGGGAGUAGUGGAUAGUGGAGUGGGCUUUAUAUUCAUAAUUUUCUGGUGGGAGGGCAGCUUGUUUGACUGCAGAUAUCUCCAGUUCCUGGAAAUAGAUUUCUUAGCUUUAAAUGGGAUAAAAAAAAAAAUUAGAGUCCCAACUUUCAGGAGGUACUGGGGGCUUGGGGAUCAGAGUUCAGGAGCCAGAGCAAUCAACCAACGAAAAUCUAAAACUGCAUACCAGGCGUGUAGAGCUGGAGCGGGGGAAGGGCAAGUCAGACAGAACCCUAGAUACUGUAUUUGUACUCGGAAGAGCAAUUAACAGGCUUUGAUGAUGACCAAUACUUCGAAGUUGGAUUUCUCCGGUUCCCCAGGGCCGAUUAAAAAAAAAAAGGUACCCUGUAAAAAGGGGACCCUCAGCUAUCAGCCAAUGGCCCUUACACUGCUGUGGCCCUUGGGCAACUGCCCAUUGAGCCCAUACGAAAAGACGGCCCUGUAAGAUAGAUAACCGAUAGGAAGUCAAUAUAACUUUAGAAAUUAGUCUACUCAGGUCUUUGCAGCGCUGAUAGGAUACAGUAGUUUAACAUGAGCCUACCAUAAAUAAGAAUUUACUUACCGAUAAUUCUAUUUCUCAUGGGCCCUCAUUCCGAGUUGAUCGGUCGCAAGGCGAAUUUAGCAGAGUUACACACGCUAAGCCGCCGCCUACUGGGAGUGAAUCUUAGCUUCUUAAAAUUGCGACCGAUGUAUUCGCAAUAUUGCGAUUACUAACUACUUAGCAGUUUCAGAGUAGCUCCAGACUUACUCUGCCUGUGCGAUCAGUUCAGUGCUUGUCGUUCCUGGUUGACGUCACAAACACACCCAGCGUUCGCCCAGGCACUCCCACCGUUUCUCCGGCCACUCCUGCGUUUUUUCCGGAAACGGUAGCGUUUUC
Messenger RNA from Pseudophryne corroboree (corroboree frog), 4907 nucleotides. It is a transcript of the gene HCN4, whose product is annotated as hyperpolarization activated cyclic nucleotide gated potassium channel 4. Lineage: Eukaryota; Metazoa; Chordata; Amphibia; Anura; Myobatrachidae. The record is from RefSeq and is a predicted model, not a curated record. The coding region runs from base 367 to 3489 and encodes 1040 amino acids. The transcript has 8 exons. Gene Ontology annotation, cellular component: HCN channel complex; dendrite; axon. Gene Ontology annotation, molecular function: voltage-gated potassium channel activity. Gene Ontology annotation, biological process: regulation of membrane depolarization; potassium ion transmembrane transport; sodium ion transmembrane transport.